This is a messenger RNA of Triticum urartu, 1473 nucleotides long. Its product is annotated as altered inheritance rate of mitochondria protein 25-like. Gene Ontology annotation, biological process: plasma membrane phospholipid scrambling. The record is from RefSeq and is a predicted model, not a curated record. Gene Ontology annotation, molecular function: phospholipid scramblase activity. Gene Ontology annotation, cellular component: plasma membrane. Lineage: Eukaryota; Viridiplantae; Streptophyta; Magnoliopsida; Poales; Poaceae.
AAUGCAGCAACUUUGCUCACGUACGAGGGCCGCCGCACCACCUUUGCUGCCCAAAACGGCAAAAACCCUCCCCAGCGGCGCCGCCCCGCCGGUGAGCUCGACCAAGCACCUCCGCACUUCUCCCCACCUCCCCUCCCUCUCCGAUGAGCUGGAACCACGCGGCGGCGGCCGCGGCCGGGAGGGUCUCGGCGAGGACCACCGCCAGCCGCGGGUUCGCGAGCGCCGGCGGCGGCCGCCGCGGACGUAGGCCCGCGGCGCCCCAGCCGUGGUCGUGGGCGUGGCUGCGGGGGCUGUGGCACGGAGAGCCGAAGAAGCAGCGGGGCGCCGCGAAGAGGCCGGGGAGGCGCGCGGCCGAGGGCGACGGCAAGGUCUCUCCCGGCGACGCCGCUCCCUCGUUCGUCGACCCCAAUGUGGCAGCGCUGGAGAGCGGCGGGGGAACGGCCGGCGAGGAGGACGCGCCGUCGGGGAUCUGCCUGCAUCAAGACCUCGACACCGCGCGCGUACAGGCCAAACUGAAGCCUCUGCUCUCAAGGGCCAGACUAAUCAUUACCAGGAAAGUAGAAUGGGCAAGUAUCAUGUUUGCAUACGCGCAGGAGACUAGAUACAUCAUAAAGGAUCCACGCACUCCUCGGAGAAAAACUCCUGUGGGUUUAAUUCGAGAGAAAAGCAACGUCAUCCUUAGGCAGCUACUUUGGACAAGGCGACCAUUCGUUGCAGAAUUUACUGAUGCCAAGGGUAAUGAGAUAUUCACGGUUCGCCGGCCUUUUAGGUGGAUCAACAGCUCCAUUUAUGCAGAAGUGGAUGGCAAGGAGGUAGGUGUAGUCCACAGUCGUUGGCAUCUUUGGCGUAGAAAUUAUGACUUGUACUUAGGGAAUAGGCAGUUUGCUGUGGAGAAUCCUGGAUUUUGGAGCUGGUCCUUUACCCUGCUUGAUGAGGAUGAUAAUUUAGUAGCCAUAAUUGACCGCAAGGUUAGGGGAGUUGGUUGGGAGUGCAUGCAGCACUUCACGAAUGCUUCCCAGUAUGAAGUUCGGUUUGGUGAUGCUGGAAAAGGCACCGAUAAAGUUUUUUGUUUCGCUAAAGAUAUCCAGAACGACCUUCGCGUGUUUCUCCCGCUGGAUUUACCCGAGAGGGCUGUGGCUCUUGCUCUUGCAGUGUCUCUGGACCAUGACUGCUUCUCCAGGAGACGAUUGGGCUGGGUUCUUCGCCUUUUAGGAGCAUGAGGGAAUUGCAGAAAACACCCGCUGUCGGGGCAGAGAGGCGAUCAUCGGAUCCCAAGAUUCAGGGAACUGCCUUCUGGGUGGAACAAUGUUUUUCCAGUUAGUGUUUCCCUGCAUCUGUUGCCCUUUCAAUCAUUCUUUUUGUACAUGGCAGACGUAGAAUUGUGCCCUGCUGAUGCUUCUGGAACUGAUCUCAACGGUAUUGUGAAUGUUCUUGCUAAAAAAAAACAUGCGUGAUUAGUCGGUUGCCAGCAAA